Molecule: messenger RNA, 2125 nt
Organism: Hyaloscypha bicolor E
Lineage: Eukaryota; Fungi; Ascomycota; Leotiomycetes; Helotiales; Hyaloscyphaceae
Exons: 1
Coding region: 1-2031 (676 amino acids)
Source: RefSeq, a predicted model, not a curated record
AUGAAGUCCACGCGGCUUGAACGGACUGUCAAAGAUCCAAUAAUCUUCGCAACUCUCACUCUCCUCCUCGCAAUCUUUUACCAAUGGCCUCGACGAUGGCUCAUAUCUGGCCAACCACUGCUCCAAUUCUUCAUUCUCGCCGGAGAUGUUCGUGAUUAUCGAGUCUUACCUUCAUUUCACCUAUGGCCUCUCUUCACCACCUUGCACCUGAUAUACGCAAUAUGUUCGACAUCAUGGCUCCUCUACUAUGUAUUCGCGGCCAUUUGCUAUCCGGCGUGUUUUCUUGUUUGCCUUUUUCAAUUCGUCGCCGUCGGAGAUUUUGCGAGGAAAAAUUCGAGGAGACUGCUGAAACAACUGCACUUCAUCGAUGAUAAGAUUGCUUUCUUCGACAUCCCCGCGUUGGAAAUCGAUACCGAGGUUGAUGGCUUGAUGGUUUUGAGAGGCAUCACUUUCUCGCUCAGUAGCCUCAGUUUCGUGGUUCAUGGCGUAGAGGUCGGCAUCAAGUUGAGCGAUGAUAUGGAACUCGCGAUCCAGAGUGAAAUGGUGAAGGUUAAGUUGUUCAGGGGGGUUGAGAUUGGCGAUUGCUUUGCGAAUUUGAAGGGUGGGCAGUAUGAGAUGACAUUUGGGCAGUUGGAGGGUAGCACAAAAGACGCUGAUGGGGACGCGGUCUUUGCUGAAGGUACGGCGUUGUUGAAAGCUGCGUCGAGAGAGGGGGAUACGAGGAGUUCGUCUUCGGUAGAAGUAGAAAAGGUCAAGAUGAUGGAUCAGAUGACGGACGGGAGUCCACCUGAGGAUGUUGUGGCGAAGGAGGGCUUGAAGGGAAUGAAGAAGCUGUCUCCAGAUAACGAAGAGGCAAAUGGCCGAUACCAGAAGAUGGUCAAGGUCAUUGAGGAAACGAACUGUAUCUACGAAGUUCGGCAAUACGUCAAGAAGAUCACGAAGAAGGUUCCAGGUGAAGAGAGGGGUUUCGACUCGACAGACGACAACGCGGUCAGAGCAGCAAUCUGCUCCCAGCUGCACAGUAAACCUUCAGUUCCCCACCCGCCCCAACGAUCCAUCAAAGUUACGACUUUACAAAACCUCGCACCACCAUAUAUCCGCGGCUUCAUGCACCGGCUCCCAAUGCUCCUCCGCCUCCUUCUCAAUCCACUCAAUUAUUUCCACCCCGUGAAAAUCUCCUCCAUCACAGCCACAGCCUCAGGUCGAUGGAUUGACAGCAUGCUUGUUGAGAAGGUCUUCCUAGACUACGCAGAUCAAGACCACGAAAUCGCCAAUCUCAAAAAGAGAAUUUCCUCUUGGCUCUCAUAUGCGAACUUCGCUGUUGGGCUUUCUGGAAUUACAGGGAUCGCAUCGGUUCCCUUCAUACCCACAUACGAUAUUCGCUGCCAACUCGUCUUCGACGACGUGAUGUCUUACCGCGCGUUGCCUGCUCAGCUGGACUUAAAACAAGUCAUCCGCCUCGGCGGCGCAGACGCCACUUUCAUCGUCCCCAGCUUCUUACUUCCGCACCACGAACACCUCCUGCCUCCAGUUCCAUCGAAAGACCAUAAGAGCGACCUCGAAAAGCAAGUAGACGAAGCAGACGGCAAGCCCAAAAUAAUACAAGCCGAACACGAACUCAAACAAGCAAAGAAAGACGAAACGAACGUCAAGCUCUCAGUGCACGCCCGGCUCCCCGCCUGCUUCGACCAAGAGCUCCUCGAUUUCAUCGCCGCACUCGUGAAAGCGACGAAAGUCGUAGAGAUGGAGAAGGUGAAAGAGAGAGAAGAGAGCGAUAUGGAGGAGCAGGAGGUGAAUGGGAUUGUGCGGUUUGGGAAGAAGGUUAAGGGGGGCCUGAAGGAUGGCGUUAAGAGAACGGUUGUGGGUGGGGUGGUCAAUGAUAGGUGGAUUGCGAAGAUGGUCGGGAAGGUGACGAGGAAGUUGGAGACGGCAAGGGGGGAGGUGGGGUACAGUGGAGAAUUGCCGGUGCCGCUUGGGGCGUAUAGGACGGAGGGGUGGGUGGAGAGGGAGGGCGAGAAACUGCUUCCGUAGGAGGUUGUGAGAUGGUAUGAUGGAACCUUUGUGGAGAGUUGUGUCAGCGAUUGGAAGGAAUUCGUUGUACACAAGCCGCCAGUAAAUGCUAUGU